AUGGUGCUCUACUUCACGUCUACGGCGGUCGAGCCGCCAGCGACCAUCUAUGUGGGCAAGGACAAGUUCGAGAACGAAGAACUGCUCAGGUAUGGUCUUGAACGCGACGUGUGGUUCCACGUCGACAAGCUCUCUUCCGCGCACGUAUACCUGCGCCUCCCACCCAAUAUCGAGUCCUGGGAGACAAUACCAGAGGCUCUUGUCAACGACUGCUCCCAGCUGGUCAAAGCCAACUCCAUCGAGGGCAACAAGAAAGCCAACAUCACCAUCAUCUACACACCCUGGUCCAACAUCAAGAAGACCGGCGAUAUGGCGGUCGGUGCCGUUACCUUCUUCAACGACCGCAAGGUCAAGCGCUUCCACAUCAAAGAGAAGGACAAUGCUAUUGUCAACCGCCUCAACAAGACCAAGAAGGAGGUGCAGGUAGACCAUGAGGCUGAGCGUCAAGAGCGUCUGCGCGACGAAGGCCGUGUCAAGAAGGCGAAAGCCAUCGAGGAUGUGAGUUUCGGAUCUCAUCCUUCGUUCUCCGUUCUUCGUUCAGCAGCCCGAGCUGCCUCGUUGAUCACCAUGCUGACCCUCUUGAACGCUCCUCUCUUGAAACUUCAGAAAAAGGCACAGCAGGCCGAACAAAAGCGCCGCAAGGAGGAAGCAGAAGCGCGCGAUUACUCGAAGCUAUACUCCGCCGAGGCCAUGGAAGAGGAGAGACGACGUAAGGAAGAACGCAGGCUCGCCAAACUCGACGGCAAUGCAUCCGGCAGCGGCGACGACGACCAAGACGAUGGCAUGGACAGCGACGACUCGUUCAUGUAA
Moesziomyces aphidis is the source of this 810-nucleotide messenger RNA. The record is from the annotation of a GenBank genome assembly. Lineage: Eukaryota; Fungi; Basidiomycota; Ustilaginomycetes; Ustilaginales; Ustilaginaceae.